GAAGAAGAAGAAGAAGACACAGCUAGUAAACUAGCUUAGCUGCCGUUAUCAUUUCUUUCUGAAAUGGCAGCUGUACUGCCCAUCCGACCCCCCUGUGACAGCAACCCCGCCACUCCUGGAGCUCAAUCUAUAAAGGAAGAUGUAAUAGAUGAGGUUUCCAAUGAUGGCAGCCAGCCCCCCAAAAGAAGGAGAAUGGGUUCAGGAGAUAGCUCCAGAAGUUGUGACACCUUCAAUCAAGAGCUUGGGGCGACAUAUUUUCCUGCAGAAAACCUGACAGAAUAUAAGUGGCCACCUGAUGAUACAGGAGAGUAUUAUAUGCUGCAGGAGCAGGUCAGCGAGUAUCUGGGAGUGACCUCAUUCAAGAGGAAGUAUCCUGAUAUGGAGAGGCGAGACUUGUCCCACAAAGAGAAGCUCUAUCUCCGCGAGCAAAACGUCAUCACAGAGACACAAUGCACUCUGGGUCUAACAGCACUGAGAAGUGAUGAAGUCAUAGAUCUGAUGAUUAAGGAGUAUCCUGCCAAACAUGCUGAGUAUUCUGUCAUUCUGCAAGAGAGGGAGCGCCAGAGAAUAGCAAAAGAGUACUCGCAAAUGCAGCAGCAGAACCCUCAGAAGGUUGAGGCCAGCAAGGUCCCUGAGUACAUAAAGGAAGCAGCAAAAAAAGCUGCAGAGUUCAACAGCAACUUCAAUAGAGAGCGGAUGGAAGAGAGGAGGGCUUACUUUGACCUGCAGACACAUGUCAUCCAGGUGCCGCAGGGCAGAUUCAAGGUGCUAGCACCAGAGCUGACCAAAACUGGGCCUUACCCAGUAGCUCUCAUACCAGGACAGUUCCAAGAUUACUAUAAAAGGUACUCACCCAACGAGCUGCGCUAUUUACCGUUAAACACGGCCCUUUUUGAACCUCCGUUGGAUCCGGAGCUCCCUGGCCUAGAUUCAGAGCCUGAUUCAGAUGAUGCAGAGGAUGGCAAGGACAACAAAAAGAACAAGAACUUAUCCGACAGCUCUUCAGGGAACGCAUCAGACAUAGAGAGCCAGGAGGGCGGAGGAGGUCAUCGCUAUAAGUCCAAAGGCAAAAACAGGACAUCAACGCCGGGCAAAGACCAGCGCCACUCCCACAAAACCCCUUCAGGGUACAAGCCUAAGGUCAUUCCAAAUGCUAUGUGUGGCAUUUGCCAGAAGGGUAAAGAGGCCAACAAGAGAGGCAAGCCAGAGGCUCUCAUUCACUGCUCCCAGUGUGAUAACAGCGGCCAUCCAUCCUGCUUGGACAUGAGCGAGGAGCUGGUGUGUGUAAUCCAGACGUACCGCUGGCAGUGCAUGGAGUGUAAGACCUGCACCGUGUGCCGCCAGCCGCAUCACGAGGAUGAGAUGAUGUUCUGUGACAAGUGUGACAGAGGUUACCACACGUUCUGUGUAGGCAUGGAUGAAAUACCUACAGGUCUUUGGGUCUGUGAAGUUUGUGACAAAGACUUCACAACGCCCAAAAAGAAAGGAGUAAAAACCCAGAGGAGGCCCAAGUCGGCUCAAAAAUGACCAACAUAGCAACUGAUUUCAGUUUAUUAGAAAUGGAUUGCUGUUGAUUCUGCAAAAAAUGUUUUUUUUUUUUUUUUUUUUAUAAAUCUUUGUUUGAACAUUGCAUUUUUUUAAAUGCUGUUUUCAGUUAAGAAAAGCUAAAACAAGAAAAAAAAAAUCAGUCAACCGAACACCAGCAUUUGAAAUACACUGAAAGAAAAUAUAAAUGCAAAACUUUAAACGUUGAACCCAAAUAUCUUAACUUUUCCGGUGUACACAAAGGGUUCUGUUUAAUCUUCCUAAAUCUCAGUUAGUUCGCACUUCUCAUACAAGCAGAGAAUCAAUGCAUCUUUCAGAUGUAGCAUAUCAGGAUACUUAUAGGAGCAUAGUUGUUGUCAGAUGUGACUAAGACUGGACAGUAAAAUGCCACAAUGUGCAGCUCCCUCACACAGCAAAAUAUCAUAGAUGUGGUAGGUUUUAGUGGAUUGACUUGCAGGAAUGUCAAUCAGAGAUUUGCCCCUGAAUUGAAUCUUUACUUUCCCACCAAAUGCUAUCUCAAAGGUAUUUUACAACACUUUAUACCUGCUUGUCAACUACAGCGCACAUGUAGUACCAGCACCUGCCCUGGAACCUUCAUAUCUAGCAUUUUUACCUCCAGAAUCAUCUA
Molecule: messenger RNA, 2173 nt
Organism: Cyprinodon tularosa
Lineage: Eukaryota; Metazoa; Chordata; Actinopteri; Cyprinodontiformes; Cyprinodontidae
Gene: phf10
Product: PHD finger protein 10
Exons: 12
Coding region: 64-1527 (487 amino acids)
Cellular component (GO): npBAF complex
Source: RefSeq, a predicted model, not a curated record